UUAUAUCGGUAUUCUAUAAUCAGAAUACGCGGAGCUUUCCUUAUUUACAAAGAUCCCUUCCAACGCUUGAAACCCUAGCUAGGUUUCCCUCUCCGUUUCAAACCACUUCUGACCUAGGGUUUUUCCAUUAAAACCCUCUACACACACACACAAACACAUAUUCGGAAGAUUUGUUUGCUUGUUUCGGGGAAUUGAACGAGCUUCGGAGCCAUGUACGGAUCGAGAGGGGCAAUGUUGGGAAGCGGGGGGGUAUCGGACGGGUACGAGGUUGGCUCGAAGAGACAAAGAAUGAUGGAAUCAAAUCCCUACUUCGCAGUGAGCAGCAGUUCAAGUGGCUUCCAGCCUUAUGGCUAUGUUGGUGGAUUUCAGCCCUCCACAUUUCCGGUGGUUCAUCUCAGGGGUCUGCCCUUCGACUGCACCGAUAUUGACAUUUUGAAGUUCUUUGCUGGGCUGGACAUAGUGGACGUGCUGUUGGUGAACAAGAAAGGGCGGUUCUCAGGAGAGGCUUUUGUGGUUUUUGCUUCAUCCAUGCGGGCUGAGUUUGCUCUACAGAGGGAUCGGCAGAAUAUGGGAAGGAGAUAUGUGGAGGUUUUCAGGUGCAAGAAGCAGGAUUAUUACCGUGCUGUUGCUGCUGAGGUGAAUUACGAUAAUGACUUCUAUGGAAGCCCUCGUCCUUCUCAAUCUACUACGACAAGGUCACACGACAAGGACCAAAUGGAGUACACUGAGAUUUUGAAGUUGCGUGGUCUCCCCUUUUCUGUAACGAAAUCUGAUAUUGUGGAAUUCUUUGGAGAGUUCAAGCUGGCAGAUAAGAAGAUACACAUUGCGUGCCGUCCGGAUGGAAAAGUUACCGGAGAAGCUUAUGUAGAAUUUGACUCAGCUGAGGAGGCUAAGAAAGCAAUGUGCAAGGACAAGAUGACAAUUGGGCCGCGAUAUGUGGAGCUGUUUCCUUCAACACCAGAUGAAGCUAGACGGGCUGAGUCAAGAUCACGGCAGUGAUGAAGGGCAUUGUUUUGUGAUGUUCAUGCCCAGUUUGUGGUUAAUCGCACCAGCAGCAGUGGUGCCUGUUCUUUCUCUCAGAUCUUUUCGGGAAUUUUCUAUUGUGGUACUAAAUUUUCUGUUAGGGUUGUCUGCGUCCAACUUUGAUGGUGAGAUUUAUAAUCUGUUGUUCCUUGGAUAUGAAUUUUAGUUAUGUUUCUCUGGAUUUUUAGUACUGUUAAACUUGCACUUGGUAGUAUUUACAGGUUCAAGGCUGACUCAUCUAAGUUUCUUGUUAUUGGAUAUCUAGCAAUCUUUAUGUCA
This is a messenger RNA of Cornus florida, 1302 nucleotides long. RefSeq lists its product as uncharacterized. Bases 211 to 999 code for a protein of 262 amino acids. The record is from RefSeq and is a predicted model, not a curated record. The transcript has 2 exons. Gene Ontology annotation, molecular function: RNA binding. NCBI's taxonomy places the organism in Eukaryota, Viridiplantae, Streptophyta, Magnoliopsida, Cornales, Cornaceae. Gene Ontology annotation, cellular component: ribonucleoprotein complex.